Nymphaea colorata (pocket water lily) is the source of this 1039-nucleotide messenger RNA. RefSeq lists its product as uncharacterized. The record is from RefSeq and is a predicted model, not a curated record. Bases 147 to 884 code for a protein of 245 amino acids. The transcript has 7 exons. NCBI's taxonomy places the organism in Eukaryota, Viridiplantae, Streptophyta, Magnoliopsida, Nymphaeales, Nymphaeaceae.
AGCUUUUCGAGUCGACUCGGGCCAGAGGUACUCUUCUUCCCUGCUUUCUACAGAGAGUCAGAAACUGCCGCUAAAGUACACAAAGUGUUUCUCUCCCGUUUCAGCGCCGGUCGAGUAUCCAUCCCCACGCCGAGAAGCGGCGAGCAAUGGACGUUGCCCUGUUCUCUCCCUCGUCACUUUUCGGUGAGGAUGAUGAUCAUGACGAUGAUAAGCUGCAGCAUUCUCCUGGUGUUGGUACUUCGAACAACAGCAAAAGCGUCAUGUUUGUCGAGAGAAGUCACUCUUUCCCUGGGAUGAAUUUACUUGUCCGAGAGUUCUCAUUCCAUCAUUUAAAUGCAAACUUGCUUUGGCCUGGCAGCUUAUCAUUUGCACAAUGGUUGGUUCAGCAUGGUACUUACUUGAAUGGUUGCCGUAUCAUUGAAUUAGGAAGUGGCACUGGAGCGUUGGCUAUCUUUUUGGCAAAAUUGCUUCAAGUGGAUAUCACAACUUCAGAUUUUGAUGAUGGGGACAUUGAAGAAAAUAUCGCCCAUAACUGUAGAGCUAAUGGUCUUCCUGUACUGCCACAUAUAAGACAUUCAUGGGGUGAUAGAUUUCCCUGUGAAGAGCCAAACUGGAACUUGAUCAUUGCGAAUGACAUACUACUUUAUGUAAAGCAAUACCCCAAUUUGGUAAAGACGCUAUCAUUUCUUCUUAAAUCGUACAAGCCAAAGGAUGACAAAUCUUCAGGUACGGAAGUCCAACUGCCAAAGCCAUCAUUCUUGAUGAGUUGGAAACGCAGGAUUGGGAGGGAAGAUGAGUCAUUAUUUUUUUCAUGCUGUGAAGCUUGUGGGUUAAAGGUAGAGCACCUUGGUUCUCGCAUUUAUUGCAUUAACCUCACCUGUUAAAUUGAGCUGAGUAUACAUCCAGAAAGUAACUGUUGAACGUCAAACCAGCUAUGGGGACUACACAAUUGAAAGUGACUUGUGUUUGAAACAUCAUAUGUGCAGUCAGUUUUGUUAUUAUGGAAAAGAUGUAUACAAAUAUGAACCUGUUUAAUCAA